CGCUAGGAUGCUUUUUGGGCAAAGUGAAUGGAACCCCCCGCGAAACUCAGGGCAAAGGGCUAGGUGAGGGCAGCGGCUUCACGGAGGCUUCACUUCCUCGCUGGGCAUGCGCACAGACUUGGCACAUGCUCAUUCCGGCCGCACGAGGGGCUCUGGGCAUGUGCAGAAGCGAAAUGGGUACAUUCUGAAGCAGGGCAGUUUCAGCUAUGACACCUGCAGCAUGUGCCAGGAGCUGCAGCAGCAGCAGCAACAGCAGCAGCAGCCUGUGCGCGGUGCAUCUUUCUCUCUCCAGAGCGGUAAAUAUCAGCUGAUCCUCUGUGACAGCAGCAACAGCAAGAGCAGCAGGAGCAGGAGAAGCCAGCAACCCACAGAGCUUUUCUGGAGAAUGAUUGAAGACUGUGGGAAAAGAGGAACCACCAUGGCAGAAAGGAGACAGCUGUUUGCAGAAAUGCGGGCUCAAGAUCUGGAUCGCAUCCGUUUAUCCACCUACAGAACAGCAUGCAAGCUUAGAUUUGUACAGAAGAAAUGCAACUUGCACUUAGUGGAUAUUUGGAAUGUAAUAGAAGCAUUGCGGGAAAAUUCAUUGAACAACCUGGACCCGAACAUAGAACUGAAUGUGGCUCGAAUUGAAGCUGUCCUGUCCACCGUUUUUUACCAACUGAACAAACGUAUGCCAACUACCCACCAGAUCAACGUAGAGCAAUCCAUCAGCUUACUACUCAACUUCCUGCUGGCAGCUUUUGAUCCAGAAGGACAUGGAAAAAUGUCUGUCUUUGCUGUCAAAAUGGCCUUGGCAACACUUUGUGGAGGAAAGAUCAUGGACAAAUUGAGAUAUAUUUUCUCAAUGAUUUCAGACACCAGCGGUGUAAUGGUUUAUGGUAAAUAUGACAUGUUUCUGCGAGAAGUCCUUAAACUACCCACGGCGGUCUUCGAAGGUCCUUCUUUUGGAUACACAGAGCAGUCAGCAAAAUCCUGUUUUUCUCAACAGAAAAAAGUCACACUGAAUGCUUUUUUGGACACUCUCAUGUCUGAUCCUCCACCGCAAUGCCUGGUCUGGUUACCACUUCUGCAUCGAUUGGCAAAUGUUGAGAAUGUCUUCCACCCUGUCGAGUGUUCCUACUGCCAUAGCGAGAGCAUGAUGGGAUUUCGCUAUCGAUGCCAGCAGUGUCACAAUUACCAGCUCUGUCAAGAUUGCUUCUGGAGGGGACAUGCCAGUGGUUCCCAUAGCAACCAGCACCAAAUGAAAGAAUACACGUCAUGGAAAUCACCUGCUAAGAAGCUAACUAAUGCACUUAGCAAGUCUUUAAGCUGUGCUUCCAGCCGUGAACCUUUGCACCCAAUGUUCCCUGACCAGCCUGAAAAACCUCUAAACUUGGCUCAUAUUGUGCCUCCCAGACCAGUCACCAGCAUGAAUGACACAUUGUUCUCCCACUCUGUUCCUUCAGGAAGCCCUUUCACAAACAGAAGGUUACAUGAGGGUAUAAAUGUAGCCAGUCCUGUGGCUGAUGAGCACUCUCUUAUAAAGCUGUAUGUAAAUCAGCUUCACAACAAUUUACGCUCUCCUUACAAGAAUAAUGAAGUAGAGCAGAACAAAUUGCUGGCUAGGGCUGCUCCAGCUUUUUUGAAAGGCAAAGGGUUACAGUAUAGCCUCGAUGUUGCAGACAGGCUGGCUGAUGAACAUGUUCUCAUUGGGUUGUAUGUCAACAUGCUCCAGAACAACCCCUCACGUUUGCUCGACAGCCCAAACCGUCUAGAUGAAGAGCACAGACUGAUCGCAAGGUAUGCAGCAAGACUGGCAGCUGAGACUACUUCAUCACAACUGCAACAGCAACCACAACCACAACAGAGAGGUGCUCCAGAUAUCUCAUUCUCUAUUGAUGCUAAUAAGCAACAAAGACAGCUUAUUGCAGAACUUGAAAAUAAGAACAGAGAAAUCUUACAAGAGAUUCACAGGCUGCGACUUGAACAUGAGCAGGCGUCUCAACCCACUCCAGAGAAGGCAGCGCAGAAUCCUACUCUCCUGGCAGAACUUCGGCUCCUGAGGCAGAGGAAGGAUGAGCUUGAACAGAGGAUGUCAGCUCUUCAGGAAAGCCGGAGAGAACUCAUGGUUCAGUUAGAAGGCCUCAUGAAACUGCUAAAGGAAGAAGAAUUGAAGCAGGGAACCCAAGGGGCAGGCUCCCCACGCUCUUCUCCCAGCCACACUAUCAGCCGGCCUAUUCCUAUGCCCAUCAGAUCUGCGUCUGCCUGCUCGACUCCAGCCCACACACCUCAGGACUCUCUGACAGGCGUGGGAGGAGAUGUGCAGGAAGCCUUUGCGCAAGGUUCAAGAAGAAAUUUAAGGAAUGACUUGCUGGUAGCAGCAGAUUCAAUCACCAACACUAUGUCUUCUCUGGUGAAAGAACUGAACUCAGACGUUGGAAGUGAGACAGAGAGUAAUGUAGAUUCUGAGUUUGGUCGGACUCAUUUUGAUGACCUUGUUCCAUCGCCAACUUCUGAAAAGGCUUUCCUUGCGCAGAUUCAUGCCCGGAAGCCAGGAUACCUUCACAGUGCAGCUGCCUCUGGCACCAUCCGCAGUGAUAUGGUUACAGAAGAUGGAGACCCUUACGUUAGAGCAGAUGAUGAGAACUAUGAAAAUGACUCUGUUCGCCAGCUAGAGCAUGAGCUCAAGAUGGAGGAAUAUUUGAAACAAAAGCUGCAGGAUGAAGCUUAUCAGGAAAGCUGCAGUCAAAUGGACAAUGAAAGUGACAGAAGAAAGGAGGAGGAGGAGGAGGAGGAGGAGAGCUGCACUCAGACGGAUGACAGAGAGAGCCUGGCUGCCAGCUUCACAGAAGAAGCAGAACAACAACACAUGCAGCCCCUCUGACAUAAGAUAACCAACUAGUUUUGAAGACUGUAGCACAGUAUUUUUGUUCUACCAGUUGUAGUUUGUAGGUGUUUGUUUUGAAGAGAAAAAAAAGACUUUUUAUUUAAAGCUAACUUAUAUCAGCUACAUUCUAUGUAACAUGGCUCAUUACUGGUGAAGAACACAGGCUGAAACAAAAUGCCAUUAUUACAGUUAAUGGCAGUACUAACAAAACACUUAAGCCCUUUGCACAUAAUGUUGAACCUCUUCAGUUUACAAUGACAAUAUUAAUAUACUGUUUAUAUUAGGAGUUUGAUUUCUGAAUAGUUUGAGAUUUUAGAACACUUUCCUACACUGUACAUUUGUUUUUCCACAGAGGAAAUUUUAAAAGCUACAAAUGAUGCAUUUAACACUGAAUGAAUAUACUCCUGAGUGUACAUAUUUAUAGCCCAGACGCUAGACUAUGGCUGCAAUCCUCCAGCCAGCUGUAUGUGCUGAAUCCCGCCAGUAUCUGUGGGACUUCAAUGCACAUGUCCAGCUGCAGGAUUGCAGACUUAGAUUGCAAUUUGUUUUACAGUCUUUCUGCAAAAAAGAAAAAAGAAACGAAAAAAGACUUGUACAAAAUGCACUAAGAAGUAUCUCUAUGAUUUAGGGCUACUACAUAACUUAGGAAUGUUUUCUUUCAAAGUAAUCUAACAAAUCAGCCAUAGAAGUUAGUGUAAAUAUUUUCUUUUCAAAUAGAUAUCAUAUACAAAAGGCAACAUUCAAAUGAUAUAGAAUCUAGUUUUUAAAAUCAGCACAGAUCUUCUUAAAACUGUGAACUAUGUUUUGAAAUACUCGUUGCUAAAGCUGUUUAUAAACCACAGGUGCCAUAAAAUCCCUAAACUAACUCACGUUAACGUAUAAUCUUUCAUAGUAUUGUUUAAUAGCUGUUUUAGAACUUUAGUAAGCAUGUGUUCUUUCACAUUUCUCCAUCCUUCACAUCCUGUUUGUUGAGGCCUUCAGCUUUAAAUGUACAGGCUUUAAAAGUGCGCUUGCAACUAUUUUAUUUUAUUUCUGAAUGUGCAUUGCCUUAGCCAGCCACCAGAUGUUCUGCAUGCAUUCUUGGAAAUGUGGAAUGAGACUUUCUUUCAGGACUGAAUGGGGAUACUAAGUAUAUCUAUGAAAAACACAGAGGGGAGUACAGUCCUCCUACUAACUAUAUGUAGUUACAAAGGUGUCUCUUUGAGUAACACUUAACAUCCUAUUUCAGCUAUAUAACAGGGAGGAGAGAGACCAUUGACCUUUGCAUCCAUCUGGAUUAUAAAAGGGGGGGGGGAGUUGCAAUGAGAUUUCCCAGCCAUUGGUAUGCAUUGAGUUAGCCAGUAGCAACUCACACCAAUGAUAUUUUAGCUAGGAAUAAAACAUUAAGUAAGCUGGAAAUUUCUAGGGUUCCACUAAGGUUUUGAAUACAUGGCACAGCAAUUCUAAUAGUGGGUGUCAGUUUGGAAAAGGGUCAGUUUUAUAAAUCCCGUGUUUCAUGGAAACAUCGUAGAAAAUGUCCUAUCAUUAACCAUUAUAAAGCUUCUCCCAAAGAGCUACUACAGAGUUUGUCCAAAUUAGAAGUUUAAUCCCUCUUCUGAUUCUACUGGAAAUAAGGAUUGGACAAACUUACUUGGGUUAAAAAUAGUUACUAGUACUUUUCACAGAUGCGUGAAAUCAUUGCUACCACUGGCCACCUUCCUCCUUGUGUAUGUUUCAGCAUUGUCUCUAUGUAGUCAAAUCACACGAGUCAGACAACUGCAGAAUAUAAAAUAUGUUUACAUAGAGACACUCCCUAACCCAACAUUUGCAAUAAAUAAUCCUUACUCCUGUUCAUAUCUGCCAACAGGUAGAUACAUCACAGGUUAUGCAUAACCUGUGAUCACUUACCUCUCCUGUACCCUUCUCUCAGGAACCAGAACUCUACUAGUGCCUAGCACUCAGCAGAUAAAACCACUACAGUGUUAAGAAAUCUUGCUGACACGUCGCUCAGGAUUCCAGUCAGGUGUUUCCUGAAGAGAGACAAACUGGACCAGAACACAGCUCUGUCUGAAUGACCCAAAUCCAGUCGCAUAAUUGCAGUUGGGAGUAAUAACCACGUUGCUUUAAAACAUUUUAUUUGCACACCUAUAUUGCAUGUAAGAUCCAUGCAUGAGUCUUACAUUUCAAGGUUUAUGUAGCACUAUUGCCGUCUUCAUUCUCUCAGCCUGGUUUCAGCACAUAACCCCCAAGCAGUGCUCUAGGUGGCCUGCUAUGCUCCAGAACUCUAAGAUUAAGCACUUUUUAAUUUGCCUCUCCACAAAGAAAAACCUCGUUUUACAAUAUUACCCAGCGCUUGAGCUGGUAGUGGCCCAGCAAGGACAGUACUUCCCCCAGUUUCUCUGCAGCAUGUGUUGCGGAGGGAGCAGGAGUGCCACCAUCUAUCCAAUGCUACCAUCCAACCAACCUCCAAGGCCAUCAGUCAUUAUAAUGCAUCUUUAAAUAAAGAUGUACAUGUGAUAAAGUUCCACAGAUGUUAUUCUGUGACCAGACCACAUUUUCAAUUCCUGGAUUUUAUUUGUGCUCUUCAGGCCUCCAUGAGUUGGAUUUUAUGUGCGGGUGCCCCAUUUAAACAUUAUGCACAGGUGUGGGUGUCUGGUGGGACAGAUAUGCCUAGAGGGUGACACUGGAAGGCAUCACCUCCCACAAAACCGACACACAUGCCCAUGUAGGAAAGUGGUCAGAUGAAAGUUUUGUCCCAAAUGGGUCUAUGUUUUAGCCCACUCAGUCCUCAUCUAUUUGUUUAACUUGGUUUGGAUUGUGAACAUUAAAGUUACAGAAAGGGUUGAACUGGCCUGUUAUAAAAAAAAAUCUGGCCAGUUACCGCAGCCAAAAACUCCUGUUGUGGAUUGUCAGUGGAAAGGUAGUGAAGAGAGAGGAAUGAGAAUGUGAAGAGGAAUAUGAUUCUUGAAUGUUGAAAGAAAAGAUGGAGAAUAGAUUCUCUGUAAGUAGUAAUGUUAACUAAAAACUGCAUUAAAAGGUGUGUGGCCUUUGUUGUGAUAAUAUGUAUUUUCUUAUAUGCAUGAGACAAAAUGUUGCAUCAUUAUUUAGCACAGAUGUCUGCCUUUACUUUAAUCAUCUUCUCCCAUCUUUAUUAGUUUCUUGGAAUUGCUGUAGAUAUUUAUUGUAAAUACUGCAACCUCAGGUUGCAACAGUUAGGUUGGUUCAAUUCAGUGAAAGGAGCCUUGAACAACGAGCACGCUGCUGUGUCCUGAGAAGAGAGGGCAUCUUACUUGUGAACCAAAAAUGUAUGAAGAGUUACAUCUUGAGGCUACUGUCUGAUGUUUUUAACUACUGUUAUUUCACACCAGUCCAGACAGACUCACACUACAAAUUUUACAUUGUUCAUUGCUAUUGUAAACAGAACUAUUAUUGUAUGGGGUUUUUUUGUAUUGUUGUUAAGUAUUGUUUUGUGUGUGCGUGCGUGUGUUCAAACCUACUGGGGACAUGUUAUAUUUUGAAGUGAUUAAACUAUUUAAUUGUGUGUCUAUAUUUUGGAAUGGAAUUAUUUCUUCAUUAAAAAAAAUAAUUUUUAAAAGUAA
This is a messenger RNA of Podarcis raffonei (Aeolian wall lizard), 6444 nucleotides long. It is a transcript of the gene DTNA, whose product is annotated as dystrobrevin alpha. Gene Ontology annotation, molecular function: zinc ion binding. Gene Ontology annotation, biological process: synaptic signaling. Lineage: Eukaryota; Metazoa; Chordata; Lepidosauria; Squamata; Lacertidae. Gene Ontology annotation, cellular component: plasma membrane; synapse. The record is from RefSeq and is a predicted model, not a curated record. The coding region runs from base 107 to 2863 and encodes 918 amino acids. The transcript is spliced from 24 exons.